AUCGAAUACAACAGAACUGAUUUAAUUUAGCAAAGGAGACUUGCCACCACAGUAGUAUCGGUCAACAUGAAGGUCUUGAUUUGCUUGAUGCUGAUUUCGGCGGCAUAUGCCGGGGAGAAGGCGGAAGAAAAGGUAGAUGAAAAGACUCUUACAAAACGUGGCCUUUUGGGUCUUGGAUAUGGAGGUUAUGGAGGAGGUUACGGAGGAGGUUACGGAGGAGGUUACGGAGGAGGUUACGGAGGCUACGAAGGUGGUCACUCCGUCGCAGUUGCUACCGUUCCCGUUGAAGUACCAAGACCAUACCCAGUUCCCGUUGACAGACCUUACCCGGUUAAGGUACCAGUCGCUGUUCCACAUCCAGUGCCAGUAGCCGUUCCCGUUGACAGACCUUACCCAGUUGUUCAGACCAAAACUGUAACGGUUCCAGUUGACAGGCCUUAUCCAGUCUCCGUCCCUGUCCAGGUUCCAGUACCCGUACCCGCGCCUUACCCAGUCAAGGUACCAGUUGCUCAUGCAGUACCAGUCCACGUUUCUCAUCCGGUUCCAGUUGCGGUUCCACAUCCUGUCCUCGUCAAGGAAACGGUUCCCGUUGUCAUUAAGGGCGGUCAUGGUCAUUUUUAGAUGAAAUCUCUUCUCCUCUUAUUAUCUUUGCCUAUUCGACCUUUCAAAAAGUACUCCACCCCCCACGGUUUAACACCCAAAAUCCCAAAAACAUCCGUGACGAGCGCAAAUCAAGAAAAAGAAAAAAACACUCUUUCGUUAUCCUCCUUCCCCGCUCUCCCUCUCACUCUCUCUUAUCGUAGUAACUCGAUGAAAUAAAUAAUUGAUUUUGUAAAUGUUUUUCUAAAGAAA
This is a messenger RNA of Polistes canadensis, 852 nucleotides long. Its product is annotated as zinc finger protein 512B-like. The record is from RefSeq and is a predicted model, not a curated record. The transcript is spliced from 4 exons. Bases 67 to 621 code for a protein of 184 amino acids. Lineage: Eukaryota; Metazoa; Arthropoda; Insecta; Hymenoptera; Vespidae.